Podarcis lilfordi (Lilford's wall lizard) is the source of this 14846-nucleotide messenger RNA. The record is from the annotation of a GenBank genome assembly. NCBI's taxonomy places the organism in Eukaryota, Metazoa, Chordata, Lepidosauria, Squamata, Lacertidae.
GGCACAGCCAGGCCGGCCCCACAGGACUCUCCACUCUCCAGAACCAGAGGGACAAAGCCCCUUAUGCAAAUGGGGAGCAGGUAUGCAAAUGCCCUUGUGUGGCAUCACAAGAACACCGGGCCAGGGGGCGGGAGGGGCCACUCCGAGGGGCUUGACGGGGCACCGCCGAGAGCAGCCAGCCGGACCCCUUGAGAAGCUGCUGCCUCUUGCCAGCUCUUGGGGCCCUUUGCAGCAGGCGGCUGAUCCCGGCUGGCAGGCAGGCAGGCGGAAGAUGCCCGGAGCCCAGCAAGGUCUUCCCCGGGGUCAAGGGCGGGGGGGGGCACGGGAAGCUCCACUCCCUCCUCCCAAGCACACCGGGGAGGGGGGGCUUCCCAUGGCAGAGACCAGGAGGGUCGGACUGGAUGAGCCUUGGGGUUCCCUCCUCUUCUGCGCCAGCGCCCCCGGCCUCCUCCCUGCGCCGAGGCCCCUUUCCCGCCGAGCUGCGCGGCCUGGCCGGCGGGGGAAGCAGCGGGGCUGGAGCCGGAGGGCCUCCCCGGACGCGGCGGGCGCUGAGAGGCUGAGCCGGGAGGCUCGUCGGGGGAGGAGGCCCGGCGCCGCCCCCGCCCCGCCCGCUGGCUCCGGGGAAGGCAGGCAGGCAGGCGGGUAGGCGGGCAGGCGGGCGGGCGGGCGGGCCGAGGGGCAUUGGCGGGGGGGGGGGGUCUCCCUGCCCGGCCCUGGCCUUCUCCUCCUCCUUCCCGGCGCGGGCGCCUCACCUGCGCGCUCUCUCCCGCUGGCUCUCCGGCGCGUCCUUCCCGCGACUGGCCCGGCCAGGAAGUGAGGUCACGCGCCCGCCCGCCCCGGGAGGAGGAGGAGGAGGAGAUGCCGAUGCCGCCGCCGCCGCCGCCGCCCCCCCCCGGGGGUCCCCCCCCGCCCGCCUGGCGCUUCUCCUCCCGCUGCUUCUGCUGCUGCUGCCGGCGCUGCUCUGGCUCUGGGGCGGGGGCGUCGCGGGGGCGCUGGGCGUCGCGCUGCUGCCUCUGCUGGGCCGCCGGCUGCCCCGUCGGGGAGGCGCCCUCGCCGUGAGUAGCGCGGAAGGGAAGCGGGAGGGAAGCGGGAGGGAAGCGGGAGCUGCGCCCAGGGGCUUCGGGGCGGAGGAGGCGGCGGCGCGGGCGAGCAGCCCCCAGACAAGGCCCCUCUGGCCGGGGCACCGAAGGAGGCUGGCCCGGGCCCGGCCUGGGCGAGGAGCAGCGCGGCUGGAGCCGGGGCGACGGGGAGAGGCACCCCCCCCGCCCCAGGCUCCUCGGGCUUGGCUCACCCAGAGAGCUGCCCUCCCUUCUCCUCCUCCUCCAGCAGCCGGGCCUUCCUCGCCUUCCUCGCCUUGGUCAGGAUCCCCCCCCCAAAAAAGAGCCGCCAGGAAGCCCCUCACCUUCCUGCCCCCUUUCUCGUUGGCUCUGGAGUUUGCGAACACGUGUCUCCAUCCCAGCAGCCUGGAAGGGGGGGAUCUGGGGGGCCAGAGCAGGGCGGCCUGGAGACAGCGGGGGGGGGACUAGGUUCCUCAGGCCCCUCUCUCACCCCCAAGCCUGUGAGGUAGGCCAGGUCCCAGGGAGCCCAUCUAGUCCAGCCUCCUGUUCCCCCGGUGGCCAAGCAGGUGCCCUUUGUGGGAAGCCCAAGAGCAGGAGGGGAGCCCAAGAGCAACUCUCGGCUCCUGCACCUUCCCAGAACUAGGAUUCAGGAGCCAGGCUGUGAAGGGGAGAGGCUAGCCAACAUGGCUGGUAGCCCAUCAGUAGCCCUCUCUUCUUCUUCCUCCUCCUCCUCCAGUCCAUGGAUUGCUCCUCUUUUAAAGCCAUCCAAGUCAGUGGCUGUCACUGUCUCCUGUGGGAGGGAGUUCCACAGUUUAACUGUGCUCUGCAUGAAGAAGCACUUCCUUUUCUGUGCCCUGAAUCCUUUGACAUUCAUUGGAGAUCCGUAAGUUCCAGGGUUGCCAAAGCGAGAGAGAAACUUUUCUCUACCCGCUUUCUACAUGGCAGGCAUAACUUUACAAACUUCCAUCAACAUCACCUCUUACCUUUUCUCUAAGCUAAAAAGUCCCAAAUGCUGCAAUCCACACAGCCAAUUACUUAAAGCUGCCUUUCAUCAUGUCAGAUUCCAGGGCAAUUUACAGCUUAAAACACAUCCAAUUGCAAGAAACUUUACAGCAGACUAAAGCUUGCAAACUGAAACAAUGAAAGCCGUUCCGUUGCGUGCCUGACGGGGCAUUGUUGGGGUUUUGUACUAUUUCCUGUUUCUUGUUUGCUGCCUUGAGAAUCAUUGCUUGAAAGGCAAGGUGCAAAUCUUCAAAGUAACAACAAUUGUGGAGCCACCUCCAAGGAAGCCCCACUGCCUUGCAGGCUAGGAAGAAAGCCGCCCCCCUCCCCUGCAUCCUCUUUGCGGGGGUCAGCAAGGCACCCUGGGUUCUCCAGAGAGGGUGGGGUGGGGUGGAGCCCGGAGGCCCAGCGUCUCUGCAUCCCCAAAGCUGAACAGGAGCCCCGCUCUGGAGCCCCUUCCUCUCUGGCAGGGUGGCUGCUGCACUGGCUUGAAGGGAAAAUCAGGGAAGCGGAUUUUUAAUUCUGUUGUGUGAUUGAUACCAUAAAGCACAUUUGUCAAACCAAUUAAAAACCUUUCAAUCCCAUUUGCUUUCUUGCCUUGUAAUUGCUUAACCAAUGAAAACAAAUAUUGCCAAUCUUGGGCUCAGGUUGGGGGGGGAGGUUGCUUCCUCCUCUCAAUUCAAAUCCGUUGAUUAUGGCAACAUAAUGAACAUUUUUUCUUUCUUAAUUUUAUUAAUAAAGAAAAAUUUUCAGUGCGUUUCUUAAUACCAAAUUUUCUAUCACGUUUACUCUGCAAUCAAUCACAGGAGGCUGUUCUAGAGUAGCCUGCUGGCAAUUGGAGCAAAUGAUGGUUCACAAUGGGGUCAUGAUCAUUGUGGUUAAAUUCUGAAAAACCACAUUUUGUGAUUGUACUUAAUUAGCUGCCUGGAGCAAGCUGGGAAGGCAGGAGGAAGGGGGACACAGAAGACCCUGGCUAACAUCUCCGUGUGCCAGGAGCCUUGCAGUGCUGUGAGACCCAGCCUCUGGGCUGCAUGAAAAGCAGUGCCUGCGCUUAAGUGCCAAGUCCCUUUGGGCAGCCCUAACCAGUCUCCCAGUUCACAGUGAAUGAAAGGAGAGGGCUGGGGGUGCGUGGGAGUGGGAUUUGCAGGAGUGCUCAGCAGGCUGGUCUGCCUGCCAGGGGGAGAGAGGCCAGCUCAGCAAUGCCAGGAAUGGAAUCUGAGACCACCUUCCUGCAAAGCAGAUACUCUCCGACUGAGUCACAGCCCCCCCCCCACAAAUGGUCUUGCUUACUGUCAUUGCAAGAGAGAGACAAAGUCACUCAUUGCAGCCCCCCCCCGCCUCCUUUUUGGCUUCUGUGCAAAAGUCACAUUGGCAACAUGAAGAUUUGGGGUUCCUGCGCAGCACAAAGGACUCUAUUUAGCUGCAAGUAAACAUGGCUCCAUGGCUACAGCCAGCUCAUUGCUAUUAGGAAAGAGCCAGGUUACAAAACGUGAAACUUGAUUUGAACGAAUAACUUUGCAGGAUUUUGUUUUUCCCCCUUGGAGACUUAAGCUGCACUGAUCUAAAUUCACCCCCCUCUUUGUGGACUAGGCAGCCCAAGCGGCCGGGAGGGAAACGGAGUCGAAGUGUCCACAAGGGUUCCUGGGAGCAAACAAGACAGGAGGGUGAGAAGAGCAGGGGAGAGAUGAUGGGAGGUCAGGUCAAGGUGGGAGCCAGGCUAGAGCCAGGCAAUGCCGGGAUCCCCACCACAGAGGGGCUCCUGUUUGCCCUUGACAGAGGGCAAACCCCUCCUGUGCCUGAAAGGGGAAUGUGGGGCUCAGAGUGUGACCCAGAGGCAGGCAAAGGGCACCUCUGAAAAUAGUCCCAGCUGGAAUAGAUCACCAGUAGGGCUGGUGGUGGGGCUGUGGGGCCUUGUCUGGAGCAAGCUGAGGAAUGCAGAGAGCUGCCUCCUGCCCAAUGGGACCCUUGGCCGUCUGGAAAAUUGGGGGGGGGGGAUAUACAUUUUCAGCAUGGGUUGCCAUAUGCCCGGGUUUCCCCAAACAUUUCUACCGAUCCUCAAAUAUUCCAUUUGGACAUUAUUUCUGGGAAAUUCCGGAUGUAUGGCAGCCCUAGGAGUUGAGCAAUUUGUGCUUAAAAUGUGGUUCCAAACAAUCCUAGGUCCCAGGGCUCUGCCUUAACUAGUCUGGAGGCUUCCCAGUUUAUUGCGCUCCCAAAGGCAGGUGUGGCUCCGUCCGUUGGUCACCCCCCCCCCCCCGUUAAGCUGGCCUGCCGACAUUUGUUGGUGUGGGGAGGGAGGGCUGACAAGGGAGGAAUGGAGACUGUAAACACCCCAGACCGCCUUGUUCCUUUGUGGGCUUCAAAAUAGCUCCUGUCCUGGCUGCCUUUGGCCUGCUUCCAGAGCUGAGAUCUCCUUGGUCUGGGUGGGCAGGCCGUGUCCCGAGAGGACUUUCUAGGCCGGGUCACUCUUUCCCUCGCCCAGGGUGACGCAGGGGAGAUGCCACCGCACAUGCCAGGCCAGCAGCCCAGUCACCCGCCCUUGGCAAGCCGGCUCUCCCUCGCUUCGCACUUCCCGUUCGCUUGUCCUUGAGAGCAGUCGGGUCAGGUGAGGCCUGUCUGCCGGUUGCUCAACAGCUUCCCAGCCCUGAAAAACCAGCUCUGGAUCUGGCUUGGCAGCUGAGGCCUGAUCCUUAUCUGCCGCCACAACUUGUUGUGGCUGAAGCCGCCUCCAGACGGCUCAUUGCACAAGGUGCCCAGGAGAACGGGCAGGAAGGAGGACCACCGGCCUGACCCUCCUGGUGCAGGAAGGAGGAAGGGGCCCUGCCCAUUGGGUGUCUCUGCAGCAAACACGGCUGGGCCACAGCCCCCUGCCUCUGCGCCUGGUGCCCACAAGGCAGCAGCUCUUAAUGCUUGUUGUGCCACCAGACAGCCUUCUUUGCCACCAUGCGGGAGGCUUCUGAGUCAACCGUUGCUUCCUAGGAGUCAGGAGGAGACGCAGCGCCUCUGAGCUUGCCAGGAGAGAGCAACAAGUGUGGCGAGCCACAAAAUGGGGUGGAUUCAGAGGGAAGGUGACCCCCUUUGUGACUUCAGGGGGUGCAGAUCAGGCGAGGCAAACUCUGCUCUCGGGGGGGGGCUUGGCUGGCCGUGCUUCCUCCCAGCCCCUCUGGGCUUGCUCUUGCCUGCCUCUUCCCAUCCUUAGCUGGAAGAGGAAGGCAGGAAUGUUCCUGAUUCUUUAAAGCCAUCAAUCUGCCUUUGUUGAGCCUCUUAGGAUCCGGAUGGCUGAGAGAGGUGUGGGAGCAGGAGAGCUGGAUCGGGACCCUCCGGUUGGGAGGGUGGUUGGGUGAAGAUGUGGGUCAUUGGAGGAGAGAGGCCGACAUUUGACACACCCACGCCCCGCUUGGCCCUCCUGCUGCCUUCCCCAAACCGGCUAAGCAAGGCGGAGGGCUUUGCGAUGAAGACAUGAGGCUCAGGCAGCUCCUCCCUGGUGCCUUCGCAUCUCCUUCCCAAAGCUGGGCGCGUCCCAGCUAGGGAAGCAGGAGGGCGGGAGCCACCAAAGGGCCUUGAGGGCCGCACGUGGACCCCUCUGAUCUAGAGCGUAGAGAUGAUCUCUCCCUGGCGGCUGAGCCUUGCCUGCUCCUCCUGGCUCUCUGCAGCCUCUGAGGGGGCCCCUUCCUGUCUCCCCCCUGCAGGCCGACGGGAAGGCCGUGCUCAUCACCGGCUGCGACAAAGGCUUCGGCCAGGCCUUGGCCAGGCGCCUCCACGCCGAGGGCUUCACCGUCUUUGCCGCCUGCCUGCUCAAGGUGAGGGGGGGCUGCUGCCGCCCACCCAGCUGGACGAGCUCAGAAGAGAAGCAGCUGCUGUGCCCACCCUGCAGAGCAACCUUUCCCAACUGGGUGCCCUCCAAGGUUGCUGAACUACGACUCCCACCCUCUUCCUCCCCCCUGACCAUCGGCUGCGCUGGGAGUCCCACAGCCUCUGGAGAACAUCAUUUGGGAAAGAGGAGUCCGGGGAGCUUAAACCGGGGACUGCUCAUAUUUUGUGCCCCAAGGGGGGGGGUAGCUUCACCCAGGGGAGGCAUCCCAGCUGUGGGGGGUGCCUUUGCUGCAAGCCACCCAGUUUUUAUCGGAAUAACUCAGGACAUAAGCCAUUUUUGGCUCACAAGACCAUGAGUGAGUGGGGUGCCAGCCCCCCCGCUCCCCCCAGCAGGGUGCCUUCUUCAUUGUACUCCCUUUUUGCUGCGGCCACCAAACUUGGUUGGAUUUUGUGGGGGCAGAUGGACUUGGGGGUGGGCGCAGAUUAGGCCCCUGGCUGUGCCCAAGGACAGAGCCCCUGAGGCCGGUGGGGGAGGCUGUGUGGGCAGGUCCUUCUGGGGGAACUUUGGAGGUCAGGGCCUGCCAUUGCCCCUUCCCCACCUCCUGUCCCACAGACGAGCCUUGUCUGCUGGGUGAGGGAGCUCCCUUGGCUGGGGGGGGGGUGGAGUGAGAUCUCUGUGCCUCAGACAACUGCCAUUCUUUUUCCUCCUCUUCCUCCUCCUGCCAGAGAGGGCCUUGGGGUGGCCUCCUCCCCACCUUCUUCCCCACUCGCAGCCGCCUUCCUGCCCAGGGACACCCAGAGGUCACACAGCCGUCUCCUUUGUGGUUCAGGCCGGCCAAGGUGACCUCCCUCCCUCCCUGCCUGGGAGACCUGGCAGGGCCAGGGAGCCCCCCCCCCCCCAGGCGGCCAAGCCUGGAAGUUUCCAUCCCAAGUGAGGUUGUGCCUGGCUCCGUUGCCAUGGAGACGGUGACGGCUCACUUUCACUUUCCCCACACUGCAGGAGCAGCAGGUGCAGGUUCUUCAGCACAGCUCCAAGCCACGUGCCCUCAGCCGCCUCGCCUGGGUCCCUUGUAAACAUCCGGGGCAGCGGGGGACAUCCGUGCGCAGGCAGAGAGAGGCCCCAGGACUAUUCCUCUGGGCUCCUGAUUCCCGUGGGACAGCUUCCCUUCAGCCCCUGAACCUGUUUGCAAAGCGAGGACCUUCCCCUGCCAGAUUUUGUGUCUCCUGUUUCCAGAAGAAGGUGACAUUCCUGGCCAUCCCCAUCCCAACUGCCAGGCUUACCGCCCCAGAAUCGCCUCUGGGGAUCCUCUGCUCUCCUUGCAAAGGGUUCGUGUCCUCCCUGUGGUUUCAAAUGAAGUUGGGCAACCACUAAUCCCGUAAUAUGCCCUUGAUCCCGAAGGCUUUCUCUGAAAAGCCCAUCAGCCUCUGGAUUUGCACAAUCGCAGGAAUGGCCUUACUGGUUUCAGCUGAGUCUGCAACCCUGUUCAUCAGACUGUACACCCCCUUGGGCAGCCUUUGGCUGUGGGGCAGUUUAUGAAUCUGGAAAUCUCUCCUGAUACAGCCGGCCCACAUCCUCCGUCCGUUGAGAGGAGAGCCAGACAGGGCGUCUCCUCUGGGCUGCCUGGGCCUUUGGAGCAGAGAAGGGGGGAGCAGGCCGUUGAGCUGGGGUGGGGUGGGGCAAAGUCCCAGUCCCCUGGCCUGCCUGGUGGAGGGGACUGGGAACACCCACCAAGGCAGGGGGUUGGACUCGAUGGCCCUUGUGGUCUCUUCCAACUCUAUGAUUCUAUGAUUCUAUGACCCCCACCCACCAGAUGGAUGGAUGUCUAGGAAGCAAUAUAAUAAUAACAAUUCCUUCUAGCUACCUGCGAGGCCACCCCUUUGCCAUCUCACACAGAACCCCUUUCCUUUGUUCUCUAAAUGGCCCACCACCCAAGCGAUCUCCUCCUCAGGAAGCUAGCCUGGCUUGUCUUUUAACACUUGCUGGAUCCAGGGCUUGGGUAUGUCUUGGCAUUCAGCCUGAUUCCCCAAACUCAUUACACUAUCCUGGUUUUCCACUCGAAGCAGGUUUUAAAACACGGUUGCCAAUACUGCCCUCUUUCCUGCAGACAAGGAAGCAGCAGCUGGGGGUCAGGGAGCUAAGUGCCAGCCCCCAGCAGCCCCCGGCCUGGCCCUGGGGGCCCUGGGAGUGGAUUGGGGGGGGCACUCCUGGCAGACUGUUGUGGGCAAAGGAUUUCUUUCCUGUGUCUGUUGAGCAGGACCAGGGAGGAGACGGUGCCCGGGAGCUGGAGCGCCUGGGACCCUCGGGGCGGAUGCACGUCCUGCAGAUGAACGUCUGCCGCGAGGAGGAGGUGGACAGGGCUCUCCAGCUGGUGACCAGGAGCCUGAAGGGGCCUGAGCAAGGUAAGGGCCCUCCGGCCAGGGCCACGGGGGGGCUGGGGUGUCUCUGCUCCCCUGGAGCCGGGCAUCCCUGGGGCAGCUGCGUGGCCAGAGGGACCUGCUUGGUGUCUGUGGGGCGGGUGGCACAGAGGGGAGGCUCAGCCUGGCUGAUCCUGAGCAGGCAGUGGGGAGAGUUGAGGUUGGGGGGCCUCAAAGGGAGGUGGCUCAGUUCCUGGAAAAGAGGCAGCGAAUGGAGCUGGGAUCACGAGAUAAGAAGAGCCCCAGCAGAGCCUGGCUGCUGGAUCAGGCCAAGGACCCAUCUAGUCCCGCCUCUUCUUCUCAGAAUGGCCAACCAGAGGCCCCCACGGGAAGAAGCCCACAAGCAGGACCCCAGGGCAAGAGCAGCUCUGCCCUCCUGCGGCCCCCAAAGCCCCCUCCUCCUCCUCCAUGAAUUGGCACAGUCCUUUUGGAAAGCCUCGUAGGUUGAUGGCCAUCGCUGCCUCCUGUGGAAGGGAGUUCCGCAGUUUAUCUAUGUGCCGCAUGAAGAAGUCUUUCCUUUCUCUGUCCUGAAUCUUCCAACAUUCAGCUUCAUUGGAUGCGCAGGAGUUCUGGAGUUAGGAGACAGGGAGGAAAACUGAUCUCUGUCUGCUUUCUCCUGCCAGGCCCAAUUGUAUAAACUUCCACCAUGGUGCCUCUUACUCUAAACUAAAAAGCCCCCCCCCCCAUGAGCCAGGGCUCUUCCUUGUGCUACAGAGCUGCCUUUGUCCUGGCAUCUUGCAGGCAUGGGGGGGGGGCUGCCUGCCUGGGGGCCCGAUCCAGGACAAGGUGUGGACCUCUGAGCCAACAGCUGGCAGGUGACCCCGUCUCAGGUCAGCUCCGGUCAUCUGCAGGACGUGGCAGCAUCAGAAGCAGCAGCACCCCCUGGCCCAGCCUUUCUGGCUGCUGCUGAGCCCCACAUUCCCUGGGGUGGCAUGAGGUGGAGGAGGAUUGCAAAGAGCAAAGGAGGGCAAAGGCAAGGCAGGGAGGACUGUGCAAAGGGCCACCUCCACCCAAGGGAGUCAGCAGGAGGAGCAGAGCAGGGAUCAGGGCCAGAAGGGAGGAGGAGGAGGAGGCUGGGCCAGAGCAGGGAGGGGUCUCCAUGGGUGGGAGGAAUGAAGCAGGAGAGGGUGGGCACAUGGGCAUGGAGCCAGGCAAGCAAGAGGCUUUGGGGGGGGUCUGUGUAAGGAGCCCCAAAGAUGCCCUCAGCUGAGCCAGCCUCAAAGGACCCCUUCUCUGUGCAAGAGGCAGGAAAGGAGAAGCCCCCCACCCCCGCAGAGACCUCUGGCCCCCACCCCAAACGCAGAAAUGGCCCCCCAAGUUUCGUGGCGGUGGUGCUCCUGAUUCUCUGUACAGGAUCCUUCUGACUCAGAGACUGGGAGGUCGGGGAGGGCUGUAAGGAGAGGGGAGAGGGAGCUGCCCCAUCUCUUCCAGUCCCCUUGGAGGAGAGAGGGAGCCUCAGCUCACCCAGCCAUGGGUCUUGGCAGCCCCUGGGAGAGUCACAGAAUCAGAGCAUGGGCAAGUUGGCGGACUCAUCUAGUCCAACCUCUUGCAACGCAGGACUUGCCAGAAGCUCCUUCAGUGGAUCUCUCUGGGUGGAAUUGACUGGGGGAGACAUUCCUGGGAAACUCUUCCAGCCUCUUUGCCAGAGCCUCUUUGGGGGCUGUGGGGGCAGCAACGGGGGAGAGGAGGGCAGCAGAACCCCCUCUGCGCUGGUGCACCUCCAGAAUUCAAGGACAAAAGACACUGGAAAAGAGGGAAUGGGGUGGAUCCGUGGAGAGGAGGAAUGGCCUGGGAUGGAGACCCCAUGGCUCCCCCACGGAUGUGCUCCCCCCACCAGCCCUACUCAUUUCAGUGCAGAAUGUGGGAGGGGUUUAAUGGGUAGGAGAGGAGAGGUUAAUUGCAAUUUAUCCCUCCAGGCUCCCACAAGCCAGGACUGAGUUUCAAAAUCCCAUUCUUGGCAGCAAAAUUAAAAGCGUAGGAAUUAGGCUCCUUCUGAGCAAGUCCAGGUUCAUGAAGCAAGCUGGCUCCCCUUUCUUACUCCACGUAACAAACAAUCAGGCAACAACUUGCAAAUAAGUUAAAAAUAUAACUUAUAAUCUUGCAAUGGUUCACAGCAAUGGCAGCAGUAAAAACUAUGCAGGCAAAAGACUUCCAUUUACAGUAUAAGUAGCUUCAGGCCUGAACCCGAAGCUGGAGCAAGUAGAGGCAACUCCGCCUCCAACACUGGCCAAAGGAAGAGAGGAGGGGACAGGAAGUACUAUAUGGAGGGGAAAUGACAUCACACAGAACCCUGUCUAUCCAUUGUGUUUCUAUGGUCUGAGUAUGUGCCAGUUAGCAAUACGGCUCUGUGGUGUUAACCCCUUCUCAUGCUAACUAGCAAGAAUAUGCACUUGUUACAUUUGGCUGCUAAUUUCACCUUUCUGUUGGAUUGGGGCCACUUCCCCCCUAGAAGUAGGCUUUGAGGCCACCUGACAGGGAUGGCGCCUCUUGUGUCCCCCCCCCCAGGCUGAUUCUGGAGGUUCCUCUGGCGUCCUCAUUCAGAGGGUCCCACUUUGGGCCCUGGGAGGGGGCAGGGAGAGAGGGGGCCGGGUGUCCCCAGGGGAAGAGGACCCUGUUCCUGCGGCAGAACCACCAGGACGCAUCUCCUGCUUUGCCUGACAGGUCUGUGGGGCUUGGUGAACAACGCUGGAGUCGCCUCCUUUGGGGACGUGGAAUUCACCAGCGUGGAGAAAUACCAGAGGGUGGCCGAGGUCAACCUGUGGGGGGCCAUCCGAGUCACCAAGGCUUUUCUGCCCCUGAUCCGCAGGGCCCAAGGUACGGCACUGUCCGCCUCUUGAGGGACAUCCUCUUUGUCACCCCCUCCCUCCGCUGCACUUGGUCCCUUUGCCAGGGUUUCCUGGUGCAGAAUUGGGCCAGCAGUGGCCUGGGAGGGGCAGCCAGCCCCUGGGGGGAGGGCUGUCACAAGCCCUGGCAAGAGCAGCUGAGGAGCCCCUGCAGAAGGUGGGGCAGCUGGGACACGAUCCUCCGGCUGCAGGAUCCCUCCCUCCAGAUCCUGCGGCAGAUGGGUCAGCUCUGGAGCUCAGGCUCCAGUGGGCAGCCUCAGCCCGCGUGGAUUUGCUCAGCCCAUGGUACAGUGGGACUUGGGGCCUCCACCACGGCUGACCUCCAAAGCUGGUUUGCAGUGAAACAGAAAAUAAUUUCGGUGAGGUGUGCUUCUGAGCACACACAGAGUUCCUUUCCCUCCUCUCUCAGUCACCAUGGGGGUAGUGCUGGGAAGCUCCCCGAUGAGUCGCUGACCUUUCCCGGCAGCCUCUGCCCCCCUUUGAGAAGGCUGGCCCCAGAGAGACUCCCUCUCGCCCAGCGCCUGCCUCUCUGCUCCUCUCCAGGCCGCGUGGUCAACGUGAGCAGCAUGCUCGGCCGCAUGUCCAGUCCUCUGCGCUCUUCCUACUGCGUCUCCAAGGCCGGGCUGGAGGCCUUCACCAGCUGCCUCCGCCAGGAGAUGUACCCCUGGGGGGUGGGGGUGGUCGCGGUGGAGCCCAGCAACUUCAUCGCGGCCACCGGCAUCCUGACCCGGGACGGAGUCCAGGCCGAGGCCCAGCAGAUGUGGAGCGGGGCCAGCGCAGCCGUCCGUGCGGAUUACGGAGAGGCCUACUUUGCGGAGCAGGUCCGCCGGAUGGAGGGCUUUGUGCGCAGUGGCCUGAGGGACGUUUCCCUCGUGCUGGACGACAUCACCGAGGCGCUGACCGCGCGGCACCCCUACGCCCGCUACAACCCCAUGGAGGCCCGCUGGUGGGUCCGGCUGCAGGCCUUCACCCACUUGCCCACGGCUCUGGCCGACUGGCUCUACGUCCGCUAGUCCCUCGCUGCCCAUAGGCCUGGUGCCCAGUUUGGAAACAAACAAUUCCUGCCUUGCGUGGGGUUGGACUAGAUGACUCUUGGGGUCCCUUGCAACUCUACAAUGCUGUGGUUCUAAGAUCCUACGCCCACAUCUUGGCAGCCAGCCUGAGAGUCAUCCUGGCCCAGAACUAGCCACAUGCCCAGCCCAAGUGGCUCCUGAGGCUGGGGAGGGUGUCUCUAGGCAGCCCUGGCAAAGAAAGUAACCCCAUCAGCCUUUAGGUUCUUCUGGAGCAAAGCAGCUGGGGGGGGGGGUGUCUUCCACUUCUGGCACCUUCUGAAUGUGCCCACAGCAAGUGGUUGCCAGGAGACCCUGCAUUGGGUGGGGUGAGGGAGCCAUCCAGAUUCUGGGAGUGUAAAUGGGCCACUGACUACUUGCAAGGAUGCCAGCUGGCACCCCUUCUUCCCCCCUCCCCCCAGGCCAAGGAAGCAAAUGGCUGCCUCUGCUCUGGAGGCCUCACAAAGAGCUGCUGCUGUUUUGCUCGCAGUUGCCUGGGUGGGAUCUGUCUCUCACAGGGGGAUGCUCUGGGGUGGGGGGCUGGGGGAUGUUGCUCAAGGAAUUCCAGCACCCAGAGAAAGACGGGGAGGGGGUCCCCAGUGCAGACAUCCCAUGCCAGCUGCAGCAGAAACUUCCCCUUGCCCUCAGCUGGGGCUCCCAGGAAGGGCUGCAUCAGGGCCUGGGACACGAGGACCCUCAAGCCCACCCCCCACCCCCCAGGAGUCCUUCCUAGCCAGGCAGCUUCCACCCAGUCAGCCCUUUGACCCGUCGAGCCCCCUCAGCUUCUCCCCUGAGCAAGAGGAAAGGUCUUGGCCAGUUGGGCUGCCUGCCUGCCGGAUCAGGCCAAAGGGGGCCCAUCUGGUCCAGCCCCCUCUCCUCUCAGUGGCCAACCAGAUGCCUCAGUGGGAAACCCACAAGCAGGAUCUGAGCACAAGAGCAACAAUCUCUCCUCCUGCACUUUCCCCGGAGGUGCACCUGGAGAUUGAAUGGAAGACCUUCUGCUUACAAAGCAACUCUCUACGUCCCCGUUUCCCGGGGACAGUCCCCGGAUUCACAAAUCUGUCCCCGGAAUGUCCCCGGAUUUCAUUUAAUGUCCCCGGAUUUAUAUUUUAAGUGUUGUAGAUUUAUUAGUAGGGAAUGACUGUUGCGUGAUUGGUUCAACGGCACAAGACACAUCAUAUGGGGAAUUCUGGUGAGGCAAAAUGGCGGGCGUCACAGCAGUGAGCAGCUCCUGAAGCCAGCCAGAGCCAACUGCGCUACCAGCCUGGCUCUGGGCUGCUGAGACUGCCACUGCCCCCGCCACUGCUGAAGGGGAACCAGGGACUCCCAGCGCGUCAACUGGGGGAACCGCUGACACACCCCACGACCCAAAUCGAGCUGGGAGUGAGACCACCCGGCCAACUGCCCAGCAGUACUCCAUGGCCAGGAAAACCCUGGAGCCGAUGCAGGGAGAAAGGGGAGAGGAGAAGGAGAAGGAAGUAGAGAAAGAGGAAGGAGAAAAAAGAGGGGAGCCCCAACCUUGUUGCACUGCUGCUGCCGCCGCUGAGGAAAAGAGGUAGGAGAGCACUGGGAGGGCAAGGACACGUGGCCAAGCCCAGACCCGACCCGAGACUACUCCACAGUGGCUAGCACUCCAGAGAGCAGGCCAGGACCCAGAGGAGACCACAGAAGAGAAGAUAUUACUUCUUUUUUAAAAACUUAAAAAAAAAUUACUUCCCCCCUCUUUUUUUUUUUAAAAAGUGUCCCCAGAUUCUUUGAAAAAAAACUGGUAACCUUACUCUACCCCUCCCCCCUGCCACUGAGGAACAUGGGCCUCCCCUGCAACAGUGGAUGGAGAACAUGCAGAUUAUGGGAUGGCAGGAGGCCCUCCUCCCUCCUGUGAUCUCCCCUUCGCCACUGCUCUAAGCCAGCCAGGGGGCUGCAUGGGAUUAGGCUGAAGGUCCCAAGAGCCAAAAGGUGGGGUUUGCGGGUUCCCUUAAAGAUCUCUCAUAAUCCAAGCAAAUAUGGCCAAGGUGUCUCUGGGCAUACACAGAGUGUGUUAGUCCUGGCGUGAGCAGGCAGCACUUCUGCGUCAGAAGCAGCCACAGUGACCUUCUGGCUCUUCCCUUUGCAAAGGAGCACCUGCCCAGCCAUGUCCCUCGCGCCAGCUGGACCCCUUGGCAGGCUGCCCCCUAAGGAGGACAAGGCCAUGGCAGGCCCAGGGCGGGAGCCGCUCACCCAGUGGGCCUCUGGCCAGCUCAGGCAUGCGCCAGCUGCUCUUGGGCCGUGCGUGUGAUGCUGGGAACAAGCGCAUGUAAUUGGACUCGACAGUCGCAGGAAGACUGGGCAUAGUUUCCCACUGCAGAUUCGCUCUCCAAAGACCCCUUGUGCCAACUUACAGAAUUGCAGAGUUGAAGGGGACCCCAGGGGUCAUCUAGUCCAACCCCCCCCCCCCCCGCAAUCCAGGAAUUGUAGCUUACAGAGCAGUAUCCCUUUACUUUUCUGCGAGGAAAGCCACGCUUACCUGAGCACCGUCGGCAUGCAAGUGAUGCGAGGGGGGUAUGUGUGUAACUUCAUCCCCACCCCCACCCCCAGCACUGCCGUUUGUCUGCACUAUGAAAUCAUUGGAACACAAUGGGCACCUGAUCAUCUGCACACUGAGAAAGAAAUAAAGUGAACCAUUUCAGCCC